Messenger RNA from Schistosoma turkestanicum, 927 nucleotides. The record is from the annotation of a GenBank genome assembly. Lineage: Eukaryota; Metazoa; Platyhelminthes; Trematoda; Strigeidida; Schistosomatidae.
AUGGAAUUAGGCAGAUUCUGUUUAACGAUUCCAGUUGCACUUGUUUUAUUUAUUAUAAGCUGGUCAUACUAUGUAGUCGUAUUUGUUGCAAUCCGAGAUUUAAUCACUAGUACAUGUUUGUUGUUAUUUUUCUUCUCUCUGUAUCAUGUUUUGGUCAUUUUAUUUCUUUGGUCAUUUUGGAAAUCAACAUAUACGCAGAUAAGUACAAUACCAAAAAAUUUCUAUCUUACUGCUGAUGAGACGAAAUAUUUUAUAGAAUUGGAAAAUGAUCACGAUCGGUCAGCAUUUCUGAAUAAUUUAUCUGUUACAAAACAAUUACCUGUACUUACUGUUGGGAAAAGAUUCAAUGCACAAUUCUGUGAUAUAUGUUUUCUUUUAAAGCCAGAUCGUACACAUCAUUGUUCAAGUUGUAUGAGAUGUGUUCCUAAAAUGGAUCAUCAUUGUCCUUGGAUAAAUAACUGUAUUGGUUACCAUAAUUAUAAAUACUUCAUUUUACUUAUCUUCUACGGUUUUCUGUAUUGCAUACUGUGUUUUCUAUUUGCUUUAUCCUACUUACUGAAAUACAUAAAGAUUCGGCCGACUAAUGAUGCUAAUAAUCGAUCGUGGGGUUUGUUUUGUACAUUUACUGUUUCACUUCUGUCGGCUGUGUUUUCAUUGGCAUUGUUAAUUCUGCUUCUGUUUCAUACGUACUUAAUAUUUAAAAAUAAGUCUACUCUGGAAUACUUUCGGCCACCGAAUUUUCGUAAUGACGCUCAUCAUAUAUAUGGUUUUAAUCUUGGAUGGAAGAAAAAUUUUCUUCAAAUAUUCGGUGAUAACAUCAGACAUUGGCUGCUACCAGUAUACUCUAGUCAAGGAGAUGGAGUCUCUUACGGGAUCCGGGAAAUUCCUGACCAUGAAGACUACGCCCAGUUGCUGUCAACUAUUUAG